Messenger RNA from Letharia columbiana, 1104 nucleotides. RefSeq lists its product as uncharacterized. Bases 1 to 1104 code for a protein of 367 amino acids. Gene Ontology annotation, molecular function: aspartate-semialdehyde dehydrogenase (NADP+) activity; protein dimerization activity; NADP binding. The transcript is spliced from 4 exons. The record is from RefSeq and is a predicted model, not a curated record. Gene Ontology annotation, biological process: L-threonine biosynthetic process. Lineage: Eukaryota; Fungi; Ascomycota; Lecanoromycetes; Lecanorales; Parmeliaceae.
AUGAACGCGGGAAAGUCCCCCGGCUUCCCCAGGAAAAAGUGUGGAGUCCUCGGAUGCACUGGCUCCGUCGGGCAACGUUUUAUGCUUCUUCUCAUGGACCACCCUCACUUCGACCUCCACGCAAUUGGAGCCUCCUCUCGCUCGGCCGGCAAGAAAUACGGGGAUGUCGCGCCAUGGAAGCAGACGAAAGCAUUGCCAGAAAAAUACAGAGAGCUCGUGGUGAAGCCUUGUGAGCCGGAAGAAUUCAAGGACUGCGAUAUAGUCUUCAGUGGGUUGGACUCUUCCGUCGCAGGGGAAAUCGAGAUGGCCUUCCUUAUGGCUAAUUUGGCGGUGUUUUCGAAUGCGAAGAAUUACCGUCAAGAUCCUCUUGUUCCGUUAGUUGUGCCAACAUUGAAUUUGGAUCACUUUGAGGUCAUUCCGAGUCAGCGGAAUCACUACAAGAUCGACAAGGGUUUCUUGGUGUGCAACAGUAACUGCGCCGUGAUUGGCCUCGUGAUUCCCUUCGCCGCCAUCGAAGCAGCCUUCGGUCCCAUCGAUAUAGUAAGCGUGGUUACAGAGCAAGCACUCUCAGGAGCAGGCUAUCCUGGUGUGCCCUCGAUGGACAUCCUUGACAAUGUGAUACCGUACAUAAGCGGAGAAGAAGACAAGAUGGAGUCGGAGACGAGGAAGAUUUUAGGUCACGUUAACAAGGAGAACAUGGCAUUUGUCCAACGGUCAGACAUCAGGAUAUCCGCUACCUGUACGAGGGUCAAUGUGACAGAUGGACAUAUGGCCUUUGUAUCUCUACGCUUUGCGAAGAGGCCACCGCCCAGUGCGGAGCAAGUCAAGCAGGCUAUGAGAGAAUAUGUCUCAGAUGCUCAAAGACUUGGUUGCCCAUCGGCUCCAGAUGCAGCGAUCACAGUUCUCCAGCAGGUGGACCGACCUCAGCCACGACUCGAUCGGGAUGUAGGCCGGGGUUACUCUGUUAGUGUGGGUAGGGUGAGAGAAGACAAAACAGGGGUAUUCGACCUCAUGUUCGCUGCUUUAUCUCACAAUACUAUCAUCGGGGCUGCUGGAUCAUCGAUACUGAAUGCAGAAGCUGCCGUUCUAAAGGGAUUCGUAUGA